Molecule: messenger RNA, 1254 nt
Organism: Trypanosoma rangeli
Lineage: Eukaryota; Euglenozoa; Kinetoplastea; Trypanosomatida; Trypanosomatidae
Exons: 1
Coding region: 1-1254 (417 amino acids)
Source: RefSeq, a predicted model, not a curated record
AUGCCUCGAGAACUGACGCCGCGGCAGUGGCGUGCGCUUGCCACUGUGUACCACCUCUACGUCGCAAGCUGGAGGGGCGACGGCGGUGCGACGGCAAGGCAGUCCGCUUGUGACACGGUGCGGCCGACAGACGUGGGCGGGGAGGAGGAGGAGGAGGCGGUGCAGUGGGUGGAGGGGGUCCUGCCGUUCCUGCAGCGUGCCUUUCCGGAGGAGGAGCUUACGGGGACGGGGCGGCGACGCGGGGAUCACGACACCAGCGGGCGGAAGGGGCGGCAUGUAGGGCGAUGGCGGCAGUGCAUCCCAACCGCGCUGGAUGCGUUUCUUGCAGAGCUUUUGGCGCCGCCUGCUUCCCCGUCAUUGCGGGACGCGACGGGGCCAGCCUUAACGGCAAACGAGAGAACGCUCCUGCGGCUGCUCAACAAGGAGCAGCGGCUGGCGGAUCGGUGCUACCAGCGUCACAUGGCGCUUCUGGAGCGUGUGCGUCGCGAGGGUCAGGCCCUCAUUCGUUUGGCCGCGGAGUGCGCCGGCGACGACGAGCAGAAGUUUUCCAGUUCAAGAACUGAAAUGAGUAGUGGCGGCGGUGCGGAGGCAAGUUUCCCCGCCCGCGUGGACGGCCCCGUGAAGGGGGCGAGAAAACGUGGGAGAGCGCCCGGGGGCGAUUACGGGCAAUCCCCAGAAGGCGUGAUGAGGGCGGAUUUGCCAAGUGACAGGGAGGUGGAGGGGGCAGUGUCGCCUGCAACCACGGCCGCCCCCUCCGAGGAAGAAGCUCAGCAGGGCGCUCCAUCUAAGACCAUAACUGCGGCGAGAAAGCUGACGGAUGGGGCGACCGCGACCGUGACAACAACAGUGCCGUCACUGUUACCUGCGCCAGCGGCGAUGGUUUAUUUAACGUGUGCUGGCUGUGGCGAACAGGGCGGGGAAAUUUUCCAGUGCCGGCACUGUCACUCACUGCGCCAUGAGGUGUGCGACGGGCCCAGGUUGGACUCUGAGACUGGCCUGUGCGUUGCCUGCUCGCAUGAGUUGGGACUCUCCCUCAGCAGCAGUCUGCGCUCCUCCACAUCAACAGAGGAGCGUGAGGCGCUUAGUGAGGACGACACAUCGAGUCUCUCGGGUUUUAUUGUGCACUCAUCGGAGGCAUCAGAAAGCGAUUCUACGGCGCCAUCCUCGUCCUCGGUCACAUCCUCUGAAGUAGAGGAAGAGAGGAGACUUUUGCUGUCCAAGGCUUCGCGGCGGAAGCAGCGUGGUCGUCCUUGA